GGCGGGCUCUGCAGGGAAGUGCGUCAGAGGAGGCGCGGGGAGAGUAGGGUGCUGUGGUUUGAGCUUGAGGGUGAAGCUGGCGGAGCAGGAGGAUGGGCGUGUGCAGGUGAUAGACUAGAGAACAAGACCUCUGUCUCCGUAGCAUCCUGGAGCAGUCUGAAUGCCAGAAUGGAUAACCGUUUUGCUACAGCAUUUGUAAUUGCUUGUGUGCUUAGCCUCAUUUCUACCAUCUACAUGGCGGCCUCAAUUGGCACAGACUUCUGGUAUGAGUAUCGAAGUCCAGUUCAAGAAAAUUCCAGCGAUUUGAACAAAAGUAUCUGGACUGACUUUGCUAGUGAUGAGGCAGAUGAAAAGACUUAUAAUGAUGCACUUUUCCGAUAUAAUGGCACAGUGGGAUUGUGGAGACGGUGUAUCACUAUACCCCAAAACACAUACUGGUAUAGUCCACCAGAAAGGACAGAGUCAUUUGAUAUGGUCACAAAAUGUAUCAGUUUCACGCUAAAUGAGCAGUUCGUGGAGAAAUUUGUUGAUCCUGGAAACCACAAUAGUGGGAUUGAUCUGCUUCGGACCUAUCUUUGGCGUUGCCAGUUCCUUUUACCUUUUGUUAGUCUAGGUUUGAUGUGCUUUGGGGCUUUGAUUGGACUUUGUGCUUGUAUCUGCCGAAGCUUGUACCCCACCAUUGCCACAGGCAUUCUCCAUCUCCUUGCAGGUCUGUGUACACUGGGCUCAGUGAGCUGUUACGUUGCUGGAAUUGAACUACUCCACCAGAAACUGGAGCUGCCUGAGAAUGUGUCUGGCGAAUUCGGAUGGUCCUUCUGCCUGGCUUGCGUCUCAGCUCCCUUACAGUUCAUGGCUUCUGCUCUCUUCGUCUGGGCCGCUCAUACCAACCGGAAAGAGUACACCUUCAUGAAGGCAUAUCGUGUGGCAUGAGUGGGAAGCUGCCUGCUUUACAAUUGCCAUUUUUAUGAUUUUUUGAUAUUAAUAUUUUCCCUUAUCUGCCCCCCAAUUGUUUUUAAUUUAACUCUUUUUUUAACGGGUAUACCGUUUUAUCCUGAAAAUCCAUUUUAUUUAUUCACGCAGACGUUUCUUAAUACCACUAAAAUUUAUAUGGAACCUGAGUGAUUCCAUCUUUCAGUCAAACUAAUCUAGGUUCAGAGUCCAGACAGAAACAAAAUGGGUAAACUCUUGGCACAAAUUUGUGAAAGAAAAUUGGUAGGAGGAGGUUGACCCAAAGCAAGUUCUGCUGAGGUCUGUUGGAUAAAGUAUCUGUUUAACUGGAAACUCUAGUUUGUUUGGGAAACAAUCAUUGUCAAAACUUAUGUUCACUUUGCUGUUGUAGAUAGCCAGUCAGCCAGAGGUAUUAGUGCUGUUUUCAGGGACUUAGGCUAUCUAAGGAAAUUAUCUAAGAUCUUUUUCUCUAAAUAUUGGCAUAUAACUUCAUCUGAGGUGAAAUAUCUUCAGUUGUUUAUCUGUACUGUGUCUGUUUACAAGAAAGGAAGUGUUUACAUGGAAUUUUAACUUUGUAACUGCAAGAAUUCCAGUUCAGCCAGAGAAGAGGAUUAACCUUAUUUACUUUUUUUUUAAAACUCUCCUUAAUACGUCAAUAAGAUUUUCAGUAUCGCCAAACCAUUUUGGAUUUUUGUUCCUUCCCUCCUCACCCACCAGACUUAUUAAAAGAGUGCUUUUUUUUAACACUACAUUGGGGUCACAGAGUAAAAUUCUCCAACUGCCAUAUGUUUAUUUCAGCUAAGUACCAUAAAGAAGGUUACACCAUAAUGACCCUCUGGAGCUAGGAAAACUACCACAAGAUCUAAAGCUUUGGCUGGUCGUUAACUUCCAACUAUGGUCUUUAUUUCUUGUGGUGAAAUGAUGUGCCUUUCCUUGCCUAAUCCCUUCCUGGUGUGUAUCAACAUUAUUUAAUGUCUUCUAAUUCAGUCAUUUUUUUAUAAAUAUGUCUAUAAACAUUGAACUUUAAAAAAUCUUAUUUAUUUAUUCCAUUACUGUAGUACUUGACAGAUUUAAAAAAUAAAUGUAACUUAGUAAUAAUUUCUUACAAAAUCCUAGAUCUGUCUUUUUUAAAAAAUAAAAAAUGAGAAGAGACUCAGAAUUGUGUAUAGUGUCUGAGUUGAUUAAAUCUCAGUACCUUAGGAUAAAGAAGUACAGGAUUCUGAAUGAGGAUUUUGUGAUUUUCUGUGGGAAAUGCAUUGUUGCUCUGUAGGCCUAUCUUUAUGUCCAGUGUUUGGGUCUCUGUUUUAUCUUCCAGAAAAUGUGGGAACCCCUUGCCCCCAUUAGAAAAUAAGAGACUAUUUCUUAUGCUUCAGCGUUUUAAAGCAUGUUUUCAAAGUAGUUUUGUGAUCAUUGUGUAUCAUACUUAACAUGGCUAGUUUUUCAUAAAGUCA
This is a messenger RNA of Balaenoptera musculus (blue whale), 2399 nucleotides long. It is a transcript of the gene CLDND1, whose product is annotated as claudin domain containing 1. The transcript is spliced from 6 exons. The coding region runs from base 169 to 930 and encodes 253 amino acids. NCBI's taxonomy places the organism in Eukaryota, Metazoa, Chordata, Mammalia, Artiodactyla, Balaenopteridae. Gene Ontology annotation, cellular component: membrane. The record is from RefSeq and is a predicted model, not a curated record.